AGUUGACUGGUUGUGGUGUAGGUGAAUCAUAAGCGCCAUAACCCCCAAGCCUCGUCUGCGAAGGUGGUGCAGGCGUCUAUAGUGUUUUCCCUGCAAGCUGAGGUGGCUGAGGUGCAGAGCGACGCCCCUUGACAAUGCCAGACAAGAAGCUUUGAUACGAAUAUUGGGCUCAGACAUGAAGAAAUGGUCUUGAGAAGCAUUUGUAUUGGUCUUUGCUCUCUAAUAGGUUUAUAUGGAGUUUUUGGUCAAGAGUUCGUGAUAAAAGAUGAAAAAACAGAAUUUGUCAACAUGUAUGAAAAUGUGACCCUACCUUGCCCCCACAGUCAGAAAAAGACAAUGUGGCAUAACAUAGGAAAGCCUCGAGGAGAAACAGUGUUAUCCAACGGGUCACUUUUCAUCAGUAAUGUGACGGAACUCAACUCAGGACUCUACAUUUGUAUUGGGCAGCAGGAUGACUCCGUGAUCUACUCUGUCCGUCUGGUUGUUGGAGUGCCCCCUGAUCCCCCGGAAAAUGUGACUGUCCGAGCUUUGACCAUCUGUGUGGUGGUGACAUGGCACCUACGUCUGGAUCCCCAGUGGGAGGAGGAUCCCUCAGGGCCACGCACCACAUUCCACCUGCAGUACCAACCAGAAGACUCCCCCACCUGGCGAAAACUUCCCUCACACAUCAGUCCAACACAGGGUCAGGUGGAUGUGUGCAACCUGAGUCCCAAUACCACCUAUGAGUUCCAGUUGUGGACUUCCAACAGAUUUGGCAAAAGUGAAACAGUGUCAUUUGUUGCCACAACUCUCCCUUCAUUCUCAGAAGUUGAGCAGGCCAAGAGGCUGGAGGGCUUGCUGCAGGACUUCAACCCACUGGUUUGGGUGGUAGCAGUAGUGAUAGUAAUGGUGGCUACUAAUGUGCUGGGUGGCCUCCUACUCCUUGCUUAUUACUUCCAGCACAGAGUUAAAAGAUCAGGUGACUCAGAAGAUACAGAAAAGAUCGAGCUUGUUCCGCACAUCAUUGAGAAUCCUGGCUAUCAGAUGAAUGGCUCAUGCAGCUUGGAAACCAUUCAUGAGUCCCUCCUUUCAUCUUCAUCAAGUUGCCAGGGUGCUGCUGCCAUGUUGUAGGUGUGAGCCAAGCAGAGAGGUGUGCUGACUCAAUAACUUAUAAAGGUGAGGCAUUAAGCUGAGGUGUGUAGCCAAGAAUGUGUAUGACCAUGGAAGGUUUUCUUCUGAUAAGUGUAUUUGUAAUUUAAGAUGAGAGUGAGUGAUGGAUAGUACUGAGAAAGGAUGCAUGAAAGUGAUAAGAUAGGAAGCUACCAAAAUUAGGUUAAGUCAUUACUAAAAGUUUUAUCAUUUCUAUAUUUCCCUUUUUAUUAGAUAUUUAAGUAUCUCUUUGCAGUAUUUUCUUUCUCUCCCUGAUAUUUAUAGCUUUAUUUAUGUAUUUAUUUAUUUAUCUAUUUAUUUAUUCUGUACAACAAAGAAAGUAAACUACUAAAGAGAACCAGUUGGUGCUUUGAGUUGGUAAUGGAAUGCAGGAUGGCUCAUGUAUGACCAUGGAAGGUUUUCUUCUGAUAAGUGUAUUUGUAAUUUAAGAUGAGAGUGAGUGAUGGAUAGUACUGAGAAAGGAUGCAUGAAAGUGAUAAGAUAGGAAGAUAAGUCAUUACUAAAAGUUUUAUCAUUUCUAUAUUUCCCUUUUUAUUAGAUAUUUAAGUAUCUCUUUGCAGUAUUUUCUUUCUCUCCCUGAUAUUUAUAGCUUUAUUUAUGUAUUUAUUUAUUUAUCUAUUUAUUUAUUCUGUACAACAAAGAAAGUAAACUACUAAAGAGAACCAGUUGGUGCUUUGAGUUGGUAAUGGAAUGCAGGAUGGCUCAUGUCUGCUGCAAAAAAAGGAAAAAAUAAAGAUAGAAAGAAAAAAUAUAUAUAUGAACUUUUAAAAAUCAUUCUGCCAAAGGUGUUGUUUUCAUAUAAUGAUACAAGGGUUUUUUUUAUAUGCAAGGCUGAAAACUUUAAUAUAUUUUCAUGUAUGUAAUGUAUAUAUCAUUUAGUUGUAAGAGUCAUUUAUAAAGUUGGAUAUAAUUUCCAUGACAGGGUGAGCCAGGGUUUGGUAUGCUGGCCCACUGGGUAUGUCUGUGCUGAUGGGGGGGGUUUGGUGUCUUGUGGAACAGGUUUCUCUCUUCAAUGACUUAGGCUUUGUACGAGGCUUCUAUUGGUGGAUUGCAAAGGGAAGCAAAUAUUUUUAUGAAUCGAAUAGGUAGGUUAUUUCCAUUUAUUUGUUUGAUGGAUCUGGUCAUUUGAUAUUUAAGUGUAACUGAAUUGUCAGUCUUAAUGGUAAAUGUUUGUUGGGUAAUUGUUGUGGUCAUUGUUUUGUUAGUGUUGGAUCACUUCAACCAUUUAAUGCUUCAUUUUAUAUUGUUAUUAUUCUUUUAUAAGAUGCACAAAAUAUGUGUUGUAACAAAUGUACAUUUCAACUGCUGAAUUUGUGAAUGAUUAUUUUACUCUAUUACUGGUAUUGGAAACUUGUGAGCUUUAUCUAAAGUAAUCUCAGCUUACCACAUAGAUAGUUGCCUACAUGUAGUCAUGAUGUAAUAGUUAAUGCACUGUCAUGUUUAUAUUGUGAAAAAAAAAGACAGUAGUAUGCUAACAAGGAAUUGUGGGCCUUCCCUUGCAUCGUGUGACAAAAAAGCUCAUUACUUCAAAGAAACCUAUAGUCUACUCAAAAUGAAGUGUUCAUUUAGCACCUUGACUGUGUGCUUCUGAUUGGCUGGAUUCUUUUUGUUCCUCUUGUGGAGGUUGGGUGCAACUCACAUUGGUAAGAUAUGUUCCUACUAUUUGCCUUAGCUUACCUCUUGUAUAAGACAUGCCAUUGUUUUGACAUCAUAAGAGAGAACAGUGACUGUAAGACUCUAAUGUGAUUGUCAACACUCAGUAACACAAAACAUGAAUGACAACCAUAAAAGGUUGUAUUUAUAGUUUUGUAUUUUAUUUGUUAUAUAACAUUGUGUAUGCAAUAUUUAUUGAAUCAAUGCUGGAAUUACUGAAUUUGCUUUGUAAAGAAAAGUUCAGUAAAUACAGUAGUGUAACCAGAUCACAGAUAGAGACAAAAUGUAAGCAAAACAUUUAAACAUUUCAUAAUAGCAUGUGGCAUUACUCUUCAGUAUUCCUGAAGUGAACAUGCUGCAGCUAACAUAGCAUAUGUAUACCAAUAUGUAGUGAUGCUUAAAAUGAUAUGUAUGAGAAUGAGGGAAGUAUCCAGCCAUCAAGGAGACACUUGACAUCAGAUGAACUCUUCAUUUGAACAGACCACAGUUUGACCUUGAGCUGUGAAGGAAAGAUUGUUUGUGUCGCUGUAUGUCAAGGCUGUAUUUAUAUAAUGGAUUCUCAUUGUGUAAUUUGUGCAUCUCAAGUAAUGGAGACUAUAUUAAAAAUUAUCUAUCUAUUUGACAAAAAGGAUGUGAUGAGGAGGAAGGUAACUGAGAAUCUCACGUUUCUUCUGGAAAUAUGCCGAAGAAUUGUAGUUUGGUUAUUCAUGUUAAAAAUCUUAUAAUGCAGAAGUGUACCUUUGUAAUGUGUAUAGCUGACAGACAUCAGCCGCUGACUUAGAUUCUGAGCUAGUCAGUACCUAUUUAUCCAUUGAUAGUCAUUUGAUUUGUCAUCUAUUCAAUGUAUCAGGUUUCUGUUGAAUUUAAGAAAUGUUUCAUUGUACUCAUCUGUUUUAUGUGAAGUUAUUUUAAUUCCACUUCCAAGUCCUUCCCCUCAUAAGUUAACAAGCAGUUUUUAUCUGAAAUUAUACCACAUAAUGAUAUUAAUUUUCUGUAUUAUAAGCUUCAUAUAUCUAUCUAGUUUUUAGAUAAGUGAACCUCACUCAUUCAUAAGUGGAUCUCUUUGUAUUCAGUAAACAAACCAUGUCACUAAUAUCAUUGUCAUCACCACCACCACUUUCACAAAUAUUAUUGUCAUCAGAUCUCAGUCUCAGGCAAUGUGAAUGGAAAACUGUAAUGGGGAGUCUUAAGAUCAUAGUGAAGCACUAUGACAGUGCUGGUCCAGUAUUGGUUUACUGGAAUAAAAUUCAUUGCAUUAAAUCUUUGCAGUAGAGAAUAGAAUGGAAUCAGAUGUACCAUCUCUGGUAUGUUGUUGAUGCCACUAUAUAUGGCAGAAUAUUUCCACAAAUCAAAACCAGUGAAGAUUUAGGAAUGUUAGUUAAAAGAAUGGUGCACAUAGUGGCCCAGCAAGCAACAGCCCAACAAGCCUCACUAAGACAACAUUAUUUGUCUCAUGGUUUUGUUCCAGAACAGUUUUUUGGUGCUUUAAUGUAGUUGGACCUUACACUUAUCAAGUAUUAAGGGCCUCUCAGAAAAUGUUAUUUGAUGCAAAGUUAUUGGUUGCAAAUAUGAGUACAUAAACAUUUGACAAUAAUUAUGAUGGUAAUUGAAAUAGAUUUGAACCUCUUAUGUGGAUAGCUCACUUGCAAGUAAUGAAUGAUGUGCAUGUAUGGCUAAAGAUGGUAUGAGAGGAAGGAGAGAAGGCUUCUCUUCACUGUCUCUGACACCACCAUCCUUCUCUCUUGUCUCUCUGUUUCUUUCAAUGUUUCCCUUAGUUUUGUUAUCUUUUUGCCUUUCAUUUCCAAGAUUUGUCACAACGUGUCUUACCUCACAACAUUUAUUUAGAUAUCUGGUAAUAACUAUUUGUCCUCUUUUUUUCACUAUCCACUGAUAAGUUUUACCAAAUUCUUGCAAGCCAGAGCCAAGAACAGAUUGAGGAGGGAAGAAGCUGGGAGUUGAAGAUCCGAGGAGGAACUGGGGAGUGGUUAUAUGAUGUCAUGAGCUUGUCUAAGCUGGCAGAUUAUUUAUACUAUAUUAGAAACAAAUUUAAAUAGAGGUCCAAAGCGACAGUGGAUGCAAAUUCAUUAAAUCAAAACAAAUAAGAUUUAAAAAAUCUUAUUAUAAAUUGGUACAUUAUAUUGAUGAAGAGCAAUGAGUUGCCCUUUGCUUGCUUCAGGUGUAGCCUGAAUUCCCAUCUGGAUGACUGUAAGUGUGGAAUUUUCUUUUUCAUGCUUCUCCUUUCAUUUUUAAAAUAUUGUUGUUGUACUACAAGUAUGCUGUGAGUGAAUAAUUCAGAUUUCAUGUGUAUGUGCUUUCAUAUUACUAUAUAAGUUUUAACUGCAACUAAAAUUAUUUGUUUGAUGAAACAAAAUUAAAAAAGAUAAUGCCAUAAUUCAAGAUCAAUAAAACUGCAGUGUCUCAAUGGAAGGAGUACUUUGAGCCUGAAUCAGUACUUCAGCAGUGUGACUCAUUUGUUGGGAAGCAUAAAGUGGCAUAAUGCUGCCCACACCACUCAUUACAAGAGAAAGAACAUUAAGAUGAGUCAAAUGCCGAACACCAUUACUGCAUUUUGCUCAAGAUAUAACACCCAAAUUUUAUAUAUAUUUUUUUAUUUAACUUCAUCAACUCAAAACCACCCAAAACAAAGAAAAUUGCUGCAAAGAAGAUUGCUAAUACUUUUUUCAAAGAGCCACCAGGUCAGUGUUGGAAGACCUCAUUCAGUGGAAAACUGUCCAUGUGUUUCUUCCAGUUGUAAUUACCUCCUAGUGUUAUUGGACUGGGCAUGUAUCGCCCAAAACUAAUCAGCCAAGGUUGGGUGUACAAUGAAACAAGAGAUUUUGAUAGUGGAAUACCAAAAAAAUAAUGAGGCUAAACUAAGGACACAUACAUGAGUGCAAUAUUCAACCAUGUGAAUUAGAUUUGUAAAUUUAUUCAACCUCUUUGCAAAUUGCCAGUUAAUGAUUUAUCCACUGUGUAGCAUGUUCCCAAUGAUAGAUUGUUACACUGAAAUAAUAGGAGUUGGCAGCAAGUCAACAAAGUUUCUAUAGUAAAUUUGAUUAUUAUGGCUCUAGGGUGGAAUUGUACAGCUGAUGGUUGAAAAUAGAGAGUAUUGAGACAUGCAGAAAUAUGAUUGCCUCUGACAUCUUCCUCAGUUUCCUACAUGAUGCAUUACUUUAUUUAUCCUCUUAAUUGUUGUGUUGAAUGAUGUGAUUGAAUGUAUAACAAAACAUUCCUCUGCAUAUCUUCCUACAUAUCUAAUGUGAUGAAGACAUUGAAUAAUCAUUUAGCAGUACAAAACUAUUGGUCUUCAGAAAAUGUUCAUGAACAUUAAUGCUUAUUUUGAAGACAACAGUUUAUACCCUGUGUGUUUUCAGUAUUGAUCAAUGUGUGUGUGUGUGUGUGUGUGUGUGUGUGUGUGUGUGUGUGUGUGUGUAGUAAGCAAUAAUUAAUGUUACAACAAGUCUAGCGGCAUUUAGUCUCUGGAUCAACUUGAGUGGUUUUUGGUUUUUAGUUUAAGGAGCUGCAUGCAUACCUCAGUGACACUUCUGUCCUUUCAUCACUAGUUCUUAUUUUCAUGUGACAUUAAUUCUUUGAUCUUUUCCAACUUAAAUUAUGUAAAUAAAAAAUGCUCCUAAGCUCUCUUCUGAACAAGAAAAUAAGCUUAAGAUUAAUCAUGGUGUGUUUCUUCUGCUUCAGAAGCUUUAAGGUUUGUUAAUGUUGUUUAUAAUCAGGAGCUUUGCUGUCUCCUCAGCAACAACCUGUGUCUUGACGUUAAGGUUCUUCUGUCAAACCUUCCUCAUUACUCGUUCGUUUUAAUGAAUUGCAUUUCAUGACUGAAAUUGAAUGCUAAGUCCUCUGUGGCUUUAUGAGAGCUACUUGAAUGUAUAAUUGGUCCUUACUUUUUAAUGUUGAAUGAAUGAAAGCUUUGAUGGCCAGUUCAUGCUUAAUAUUGACAGAGUACAAAGCAAAAUGGUAUGCACAGUCAGAGCUGGUACUAAAGCCAUAUGUCUGAUGAAUGAGAUGAAGCAAGGAGAGAACCUGUUACAAAGUUUAUGAAUUACAUCAUUGAUUAUGAGUGUGUGUAGGUCUGAUGCAGGCUUCACCUUACAUUGCCCUCAAUUCACUAACAAUAUAAAGAAUGGCUGAUUACAGAAGUGAUAGUUUGUGAUGACAGUAUAUGUGGGGCUACAAAGUUCACCCCUUAUAUAUAUCAAUAAAGACAUACUGUGAUAAUAAAGGGAUUUCACAAUUUAUGCAAGGGACACAUUCCUGCAUGAAUUGCAUGAAGUGAACAUGAUUACUGAACUAAAUUGUACACCAUUAGAGGUUCCACUGCAUAUAUAUAUAUAUAUAUAUAUAUAUAUAUAUAUAUAUAUAUAUAUAUAUAUAUAUAUAUAUAUAUUCAUGAACCAAAACUAUUUUCCCCAUAGGAAUCAACUUAAAAUUGAUUAAUUCGUUCCUGGAAGGGCUGCAUCUGAGAGAGUGACUGAGCAUCCACCCUGCUGUCCCUGCAGCACGUAUCCUAUAUGAAAGGUUUUUGUGCACUUCUCAGCUGGAAUAAACAAAGGAUAAUCAUUGCUAUAGUAACAGUGUCUAACUGACAGCAAGACUGCACACUCUAACCUUCCUGAAGUCAUUUAUCAUGCAUCACUAGCUGUCCUGAAAGUGAAGCAAUCAGCUGUGAUGACAAUAUGGCGGCCAAACAAACAUAUCACAGAAUCUCAUGAUUCCCAAGAUUUGACAUACCAGCAAAGCAUCUUGACAUCAUGUCAUUCUAAAUAAUUUACAUAGUUUGAAAAAAUUACCAGGUUUUUUACCUCAUGUUAUCUCAAAAUUACAUAAUCUGAGCAUGCAUAAAUUGAGAAAUACUUGUAUGUAUCUAGGCACCAAAUGGCAUUAAGUGUCUACAACCAGUGGGAUUAUAUUGGUGUUAGUCAUAAUGCUAGAUUGUGUUUCAUAGACCUCUUUGCAACUAGCAUGGUUGAUUGUCCUGAGGCCAAAACUAACUCCAUUAGUGCCACAUAGUUACAUGUUAGCUUGUUUAAAACUUCUCAUUGAUUUUGUCUAUUUUAUCAGUUGGGUGUGAGGUAUUGAUAAUUCUUUAAGAGGAGCAAGAUGGAGGCAAUCUUAUGUGGGGAAAGGCUUGUGUGACAAUUGUUGGUGCUGGUUAUUGCUGAUAGCCAACCAUUUCAAACACUGUCUGCUUGGUGGCUGAGUGUGUAGCUCUUAACAGCUGGGCUUACUAUAGUCACUAUCAACUACUCGAUCUUGGCUGGUCAUGGAACAAUUGGACAUUGCCUCUGUAAGAGAUGGAGUAAUGAUGAUGAUAAUUCAUAUGUAAUAACCACAAAGAUUUAGUAAGGAUGCAUUUGUUUAUCAAAUUACUGUAGGAUCACCAUAUUUACAAGUACAUCCUCAUAACUCAUCACUUCAUGUACUAUAUGAAUGAGGUGUGAUAUUUCCCUGUUGUUAUGUGCUAUUACUUCAUUCCUUUGGGAGGUUCAGCAGCAUAUAGCAACUGUCACUUUGAUAGCAUGGGCAACAUGGGCCAUUCUGAUUGUACUGUGUUAGGCACACAACUGUCUCACUUUGUGUUUUGUACCCUUCUUGUGAGAAGUAUGCCACUGCACGUACUAGCAAGACCAGAAGGAGUAAUGUAGAUGAGUCUUGUGUGAGUUGGGUAUAAGAUAACGGGCUACAUUUUUAUCAUAAUAGAUCAGGAAGGUGGUGGUACUUCACUUCCCUCAAGUAACAGCAACCAGUUACAUCUGAUAAUUUGGCAAGUGUCUACAGUAAGAUUAACAGUUACUAUUGUCAUUGACAUACUAUGUGGUACAAGUAAAGAGCAAGAGUUUUGAAAUUUAAGCCAAAUAUGUUUGCAAUGAUAGACAGCCAUUCUUAGUGCAGGUUGGUGUAACCUGCCUAAUCAGGUAUUGCCACACUCAUAUUUCUUUGCCAUGCUUUCCUGCUACCUUUUCAUUAUUGACUGUGGUUAUUAGAAGAAAUCAAUCCAUAUAUGUUUCACAUGACUCGUGAAAUAGCUCAACUGUAUUAACAUAAAGAAUGUCUUCUAAUUAAAUUAUCUGUAUGUGAGAGAAUCUCGUCUGAAUACAAGGCUGUGUCUUAUGAAAUUACAUAAUUGCAGUAUA
This is a messenger RNA of Portunus trituberculatus (swimming crab), 8951 nucleotides long. RefSeq names its product Down syndrome cell adhesion molecule-like. The transcript is spliced from 7 exons. Lineage: Eukaryota; Metazoa; Arthropoda; Malacostraca; Decapoda; Portunidae. The record is from RefSeq and is a predicted model, not a curated record. Bases 184 to 1110 code for a protein of 308 amino acids. Gene Ontology annotation, molecular function: protein binding.